Messenger RNA from Grus americana (Whooping crane), 7388 nucleotides. RefSeq names its product transcription factor CP2 like 1 (gene TFCP2L1). Gene Ontology annotation, molecular function: DNA-binding transcription activator activity, RNA polymerase II-specific; RNA polymerase II cis-regulatory region sequence-specific DNA binding. The record is from RefSeq and is a predicted model, not a curated record. Lineage: Eukaryota; Metazoa; Chordata; Aves; Gruiformes; Gruidae. The transcript is spliced from 15 exons. Gene Ontology annotation, cellular component: nucleus. Gene Ontology annotation, biological process: regulation of transcription by RNA polymerase II. Bases 124 to 1551 code for a protein of 475 amino acids.
AGUUGGCCGCAGCCGUGCUCGGCGCGCCUCGGGGUGGGCAGCCCGGCUGGCCCCCUCCUGCCGCCCGGCCUCCCCCAGCCCCAGGGACCGCGCCGGGCCCCCUCCCCGCCCGCCGCCCCCAAGAUGCUGUUUUGGCACACGCAGCCGGAGCACUACAACCAGCACUCGACCGGCAGCUACCUGCGAGAUGUCCUUGCACUGCCCAUCUUCAAGCAGGAAGAACCGCAGCUGUCUCCUGAGAAUGAUGCCAAGCUGCCUCCCUUUCAGUACGUCCUCUGCACGGCCACGUCACCUGCUGUGAAACUGCACGAAGAAACCCUGACCUACCUCAACCAAGGUCAGUCUUAUGAAAUCCGUCUACUUGAGAAUAGGAAAUUGGGAGAGUUUCAAGAUUUAAACACAAAAUAUGUAAAGAGUAUAAUUCGUGUAGUUUUCCAUGAUCGACGCCUGCAGUACACAGAGCAUCAGCAGCUCGAGGGCUGGAGGUGGAGUCGGCCUGGGGACCGCAUCCUUGAUAUAGAUAUUCCGCUGUCAGUUGGUAUCUUGGAUCCCAGGGCCAGCCCAACCCAGCUGAACACUGUUGAAUUUCUGUGGGAUCCAUCAAAGAGAGCCUCAGCAUUCAUUCAGGUACAUUGCAUCAGCACAGAAUUUACUCCACGGAAACAUGGAGGAGAGAAAGGGGUACCCUUCCGGGUGCAAAUCGACACCUUUAAGCAGAAUGAAAAUGGUGAAUACACAGAACACUUGCAUUCUGCAAGCUGCCAGAUCAAAGUGUUCAAGCCUAAAGGAGCAGAUAGAAAACAGAAGACUGACAGGGAAAAAAUGGAGAAGAAGACCACCCAAGAGAAGGAGAAGUAUCAGCCUUCCUAUGAGACAACUAUUCUCACAGAGUGCUCUCCCUGGCCAGAUGUGCCUUAUCAAAUGAACAAUGCUCCAUCUCCAAGCUACAACAGUUCUCCCAACAGCUUCAACCUUGGAGAUGGCAACAGUUCUCCAACCCACCAAGUGGAGCUCCUGCCUCCCAGCAAUGAUCAUCUCCUUCCUUCUGCUUCUAUUCAAGAUGCCCAGCAGUGGCUUCAUCGUAAUAGGUUCUCUCCAUUCUGUAGACUCUUCUCAAGUUUUUCGGGUGCUGACUUACUGAAGAUGUCCAAAGAAGAUUUUGUUCAAAUCUGUGGGCCUGCUGAUGGAAUUCGGCUCUUUAAUGCAAUCAAAGGAAGAAAUGUAAGGCCCAAGAUGACAAUUUAUGUCUGUCAAGAACCAGAGCAAAACAGGUCCCAUCUCCACCAAAAACGAGAAAAUGGAGAUGGCAGUCUUUGUGUAUAUCAUGCAAUCUUCUUGGAAGAAUUGACCACGCUGGAAUUAAUCGAGAAAAUUGCAAACUUGUACAGCAUUUCUCCACAGCAGAUAAAUCGAAUCUAUCGGCAGGGACCCACAGGGAUCCAUGUAUUAGUGAGCAACGAGAUGGUACAAAACUUCCAAGAUGAAUCUUGUUUUGUUAUCAGCACAUUAAAAGCUGAAAGCAAUGAUGGCUACCACAUCAUUUUAAAAUGACCGUACUGCACAGAAAGACUUUAACAGCCUAAAAUUUAGUGCCUCACUGAGAUUGCUACAACCUAGACUGGAAACAUGAAGAACCUUCUGGAUAAAAUGCUCCUAUGAACUAAGAAUUACCAAACAGCUUAAGGAAAAACUUGCUUUUAUAGAUAUACAUUUUUGGUGGUGUGUUUUUGUUUUUGUUUUGGUUUUUUUUUUUAAGCCGGAGCUGAGAACAUCCUCAAAGCUUGUGCAUGUUUCUUCCUCCUUCCCUCUUUAGUCUUAAAAAUUGUCAAGGUUUCUGCUUAUUGCUUAGAAACAUCUGCCUUGUACUAAAGGGAAAUGAAAGAUAAACAAAAACCAAUUCUUGAGACCCCUCAUGGUUGGGUGAAUUGAUUUAUUUACUGUUCUGAGUGCUCUCUUGCUUUCAACACACACCCUGUUGCUGAUGGACACAGGCUCCCUGGGGCUCUUCUUUUACUCUUUGAGGUGGAAGGCUUGGGACUAAAUCUAGAAACAGAUUGGGCAAUGCAGAGGAUGGAUUUGGUGCCCAGUCCUCACCCAGAGUGUCAACCCUGGAAGCCUACACUUAGCUGCUUUCCACCUGUAGAUGUGCUCAAAAUCCAGUGACCUUGGUCCAUCCUGACGGAGCUUCUGUAAUACCAGUCCAACAGAACAAUUUUGCGGGGUUUGAGGGAGGACAGACAACGUGAGGCAAGCAGUUCAGUACCAUAUUCUAUCUUUAGCUUUAGAGUAGGUUCCUUGAAUGGAGUAUAUGAAGGUUUUCUGAGGAAAUGUUAUGAAGAUUGAAAGUUAUAGAGCUCAUGACAAAUUCAUACUAUGGAUUUAUUCUACUCUACAAAGCAUUGAUUAACUGCUAUCUUUACUGUAACUGGCAAUUAGGUUUUAUAAUCUUAAUGAUUUUUCCUCCUGUUACUAACUCAAGUAAGUAAAAAUGAGUUUUGAUUGAGUCCAGGUAAUGGAUCAUCUUAGUUGCCGCUGCUUAUAUUCUUGCUAUUUCACUCUUGACUUCUGUUUCCAAUAUCUGCAACUAUGGUCAACUCCACCCUCCCCUGGUCUUUUGGGACGCCAUCCAGGCUCCACUAAGCUGAAAAAGUGGCUUCCACUGAUGUCAAAGGCAAACUGAAUCACACCCUUCUUGCAUGGAUGGAGUCAUUUCACUUUUGGUAGCUAAUUAAUAAGGCUGUUUCCCAAACAGAAUGUCCAUAUAGCAUCAAACUCUGAUACUUGAACAUUUAAUUUCAUCGUGAAUUGAGAUGGAAAGCUGAAAUACCAAAAAUAUUCCUGGAAUGGAAAUUUUUCAAAAAAUGAGAAACUAUCAGCUGGAAAACACUGAAUAAAAUGUUCUAGCCUUUUGAAAUGGAAACAUUUAAUUAAAUCCAUUUGGCCCUUAAAGCAGCAUCAGUUUGAGCUACUGUUGCAGACCUCAGAAAUUACCAUUCAAGUGCCUUGUGCGCCGUGUCUCCCUUGGGGCCCAGCUCCUUGGCUGGGUUACAGAUCCCAUGAUGCUGCUCUUACCAUGGGUUAGUCAAAGGGGGAAUGCGUCAUGAAGGCUGGAGGGGUGCCCAGGAGCCCAGCCCUCUGGGAAAGAGGGGGACAUGGAACCCUGUGAAUUACAGCUCCCAGCUGACACUGGAGGAAUUAGGACAGACACGUACUGAUAUUUUUCUGACAAAAAUGAUGUGUUUCAAUUUUCCCCAACAGAAACAAACAGCAAAAUAUCGAGAAAAGCAACCUUUUUUUCAUUAAGAGCAUCGUUUUGUGCAAUAAACCCCACCCAUCUCCACUGAUUUUUUUUUUAUACCAAAAAUAAUGCUAGAAUAGAAAAAUUGUGUUACAAUGGGAAAACCUUCAGCCAACUCAGCUAAUUGAGUAACAUUGCCUACUUAGGCACGAUCUUGCUCAACUGGCUAUCCUAGAUGCUCCAUGAACUGUAGUGUUUCUCCUAAAAGGAUGCCCAGGACUUUGGGACAUGGCAAUUCCUCCCCCUAAAGUGAAGGAGCUUGAGCCUUCUUGGUUGAGGACCAGGUUGUGUAGGUGAGGAAGUUGUAUAAGGUCUCCUGGAGUGACGGAGGACAGACAGAGAAGCUGAGGCAAGCUUUGGGGGAAGAUAUGCCUUUGUAGAGGAUGGGAAUGCCAUCUUUUUGAGAGGAAGGUGAGGCCAUGUCAAGCUCAACCCUGCCUUGGUGCCUGUGUUGCCUUCCUGACUCUGCAGCCUGCUCAGCACGGCCGUGCACAUGGAGGGGGGCAGCUGGGGAGCCCCCGGCCCUGGGCACUGAGGGUUUAAAAAAGACCUUGGAGUUGCCAGGAGUAUAGCCUGAACUGUAUCCACUUACAUGUGAUAACCACGUAAUUUAGGGGACACAGCAAUACUGAAACACAGCAGUGUGAAGAAAGGAUAGAGGUAGCUUUGCUCCCAGAGUUAGGGACUGAGAACUGUUCACUUAUUUAAAAACAAAACCAAACCUUGUUCUUGAUUAUUUAAAAAACAAAUCUUGCCCAUAAGGAAUUAUAUGCAAAACUCCUCAUAGUGUUCCAGUAGCACUUGCUUGAUUAAUUUUGAACAAAAAUAACUCUCUGUUAGGGCCUUCUUAUAUUUAGAUUUUUCUUUAAUAAAACAAUUUUAUAUUGAUAUGAGGGUGAAUUUGACAAUGUAUCUUGUUCUCCUUUCCAUGCUGUAAGAAGGUAUACCAGAGUAAACAAUCACAUAAAUAUUGUCCUACUAGGUGGGCUCUACUGUUGUAUCUAUGUUAGCCUGUUUGUAAAGCUGUAUAACUUUAAUGUGUGUGUAAGGCCUAUGCUUACCUGACAGAGGAGUUCUUCUUGAACCUCUCUAGUCCCACUAGAAAUUUGGAGGAUUGCGCUCAGUAACAUACACACCCAUGAAGAUGCAGCACAGUUAGUUUGGUGUCUAGGAGAAUGGUGAGUUACUUCAACUUAGAAUCAUAGAGUAUCUCAAGUUGGAAGGCACCCAUAAGGAUCAUUAAGUCCAGCUCCCUACUCCUCACAGGACUACCUAAAACUAAACCAUAUCACUAAGAGUGCUGUCCAGACACUCCUUGAACUCUGACAGGCUUGGUGCUGUGACCGCUUCCCUGGGGAGCCUGUUCCAGUGACCACCCACCUCUCUGUGAAGAACCUUUUCCUAAUGUCCAGUCUGAACUUGCCCUGAUGCAGCGUCAUUCCAUUUCCUCAUGUCCUGUCGCUGGUGACCAGAGAGGAGAUCAGCACCACCUCCUCUGCUGCCCGUCUUGGGGAAGGUGUAGACCGAGAUGCAUCUCCGGGUGAUAGGAAAACACAUUGCACCCUUUGCCCUUGUUGCCUGAUGCUGCGUAACCAGCAGGUGGUUGUACGUGGGCAAAGUGGCCAUGAACUGUCGUGGCUGAGUGCCUAGUGCAAGUAGUCAGAGCAACAUUGGUGUGAGACUGGACUGCCGACCAACCUUCCCCUCUGCCUCCCAAAAACAAACCCUUGCCCUGUUGAAGUUGGUGUUUGUUCAUGCAGGAACCAAGCAAAACCUCCAGGAUUUAUUAGUGGCUUAUGAGUGAGAGACAGAGAGAAAGACUUGUCUCAUCUGUGUAAGGGGCAGGUGAUCUAGCUAACUGCUCAGACUCUCCCUGUGGUUACAGAGGGUCUGCCGUCCCUGGAGAGACUCAUUUGCCCUAUUUGAGGAUGUGACAGCCUGCAGAAGGAAGCUUUUGUCUCCUCAAGACUGCAGGAAGCACAAAUGAUUGUCUGGGCUAGAUGUCUAAAUUCUAGAUAGACUAAAGGCAAGAGAGAUGAGUAGGUCCCCCUCAUCUAAAUAUCCAAAAGGUUUUGCAUUUACUGUGGUCUUAUGUGCCUGUUACAUUUCUUCUUGCCUUUUUUUUUUGGUUGUUGUUGCUCCUAUUUCUUUUUUUUAAAAAAGUAACAAAUGAAACCUCCUGCUCAAAGUGAUUUGAAUGACUUUUUUUUCAGCUUCAGCUCUAUAUGUGAAAUUUGUCCAGCAGACCUUUAUAAUCUCUGGGGUUUAGGAUUACAAUGACUAGUAUGGUAUCCCAAACUGUCCAGCUCUUACAUUGUAUGUGUGGUGACAGCCACUAUGAGUAGAAGUGGGCUUGCUGGGAAUGAAAAGGCAGAACCAUUACAUGAUUAAACCCAAUAUGACUCCAGCCAGUAUUGCUAAGUUCUCGUCAGAACUGUACUGGCUGUUUGAAAUUAUUUGAUCGAUUGUGGCAUUUUCUCUGGCACUGAGUAAGUUGCUGCAGAUCAGUUAGUAUGGCUCUGGCGAUGGUCUGAGAACUCAUAGAAAUACCCGUGAGACCACCUUCAGGGCAGGGAAGGAGCAAAUGAUCUGGUGAUAGAAAUUGUGCCAUCUGCCUGAGGUGGCAGAACUGAUGUUAUUAAAAUUAAAGCUCCUGUUCUUUCAGCUGGCCCUGCUUGGUUAAUUGGCUAAAAUAGAAAUAAUAAUUCAAUCUGGAAAAUAUUGGAGUUCUCAUUGUCUUGAUGUGAAAUUUAAAGGGCUGAAGUUUCAAGAUUUGCAGGUGGUAAAAGGAUUCUUGUAGUUGAGAAGUCCUGAAUGACAUUCUCCUUAUAAUGUAACAUAUACAUAUUUAUGCGUAUAUAUAUAUACACACAUACAUACUGUACUGUAUCAAAACAUGUAUGUGCUGAGUACUCGUGUUCUUUGGCUUUAACUGGUACUCUGCUUUGUUAAAUUGCAGUUCAGUGUAAAAGACUUUGGUUGAUCAAGCUUCGAAACCCAGCCAUUCCUUGGGUAGAAAUGUAAAAGUCCGUAAUAACGACUCUAGAUUAUUUGGACAUGGUACACUUGGAGUGAUGUAAAUUUGAUGAAUUUCUGCAACGUAAAUCCCAGGCCUUGGUGAAGAUGAGCAUAUUCUUGUACUAACACUGCAGUUCUAUAUUGCAGCUUCUGAAAAUUAGUUAGAGUAAAAGAGAAAUAGUUUGCCCAGUGCUUUGUAAACUAGUAAGAGCUACUCCCUAAGCAGAACAACCAUACAAUGACUUUCCUAGCUCGAUGUUGUAUUGCUUAAGCAUUGGCUGUAAUUCUAACAAUCAUCUGGUGGAUGACUGGGACAGGUUGUUUUUGUUUCUGUUUUUGUUUCUGUUUUUGUUUUUGACUGGUCUCAAAGAAAUACUUGGAUUCAGACUCUAGCUUCUCUUUCUCCUCCAGUUAUGAAAUGGUUUAACGUUAUGCUACUAAUAGAAAUAUUUUCUUAAGAUUAUAAUCUGUUUGACAGCACAGGGUACUCAAAGUGGGGAGUGUUUGGUCUUGAUCAUCACUACUGUAGGUGAAUAUGAGAAGGCAAACUGGAGGUGUAUCUUAACAUCCUUGCCUCUGUUUUAAAAACAAUGGGUUAAGCUGGUGCCUAAUUUUUUGUGCAUUUCCAAUUUGUACCUUUUUUUUUGCUAUUCCCUCAAAAUUCUUCUGCUCCCUGUGUGGGGACACAUUGGUGAGCAGCUGGUGUAUACAACUUUUAAAGUAGCUUGCUGUUGUCCCAGUUCGCUUGGGGUGAGUGUUUAUCUUUCAAAGGGCUAGGGGCGUUACCUCUCUUCACUGACAAUGCAGCCGUUCGAGACAGGUGAUGCUGACCAUGAAGUCGGCGUGACGGGCGAGGGUGAGUGGAGGUGGGUCGAUUGGAGGCUGAGGCAUACCAGUUGUGAGUAAAUACUGCCACACUCUUUGUCUUUUCGUUUGUUGGGUUUUGGGGUUUUUUUGUACAUUAAUAAAAAAAAAGCAUAUUUUGCACUGGCUCUUGUACUGUUGUGCAGAAGAAAUCUGUAUCUAGAAUCUGUGCUCCAGUCAAAAUGCAAAUAAACCUGUUUGUAAGAAG